Molecule: messenger RNA, 4703 nt
Organism: Paramuricea clavata
Lineage: Eukaryota; Metazoa; Cnidaria; Anthozoa; Malacalcyonacea; Plexauridae
Source: the annotation of a GenBank genome assembly
AUGAACUUUAAUGCGUCAAAGUGCAAAGUUCUGUCCAUAACACGCAAGGUCAAUCCAUUGCAUUUUCAGUACCAUAUGGAUUCUACUAAGUUACUUAGAGUAAACGAAGAAAAAGAUCUCGGGGUGAUCAUUACCGAGAAUUUGUCAUGGGAAUCACAUCUUACCUGCAUUUGUGCGAAAGCUAACAAAUUACUCGGUCUAUUAAAGCGAACAUGUAUUUCAAUUAUUGACAGUAGUGUUCGAAAGACUCUCUAUUUGACGUUGGUUAGGUCCAAGUUAAGUUAUGCGACUGAGGUUUGGUCUCCAGCAAGUUCCUUAUUGAAACAAAAGGCUGAGAAGAUUCAGAGACGUGCUACGAGAUGGAUCUUGCGCGUCAAAGCCGGUGAACUAUCCUACAAAGAGAGGCUUCAGCAACUGGAUAUGCUCCCUCUUGCGUACGAUCGCGAGGUCAAAGACUUAGUAUUUUUUUAUAAGGCUGUGAACGGAUAUAUUGACAUUGAUGUCUCAAAUUUUGUUAACUUUGUCAAUCAUGGACGGACACGUAGAGCAUUGAGAUCCAAAUACUUAGAAACUCCGUUGUGUAAAACUUGUACGUACAGUUCGUCGUAUUUUAAUCGUGUUGUCAAAUUAUGGAACAGUGUUUGUGUCUCGAUUGAUCCUUCCAGUUUUACAUCGCCAUCGUCUUUCAAACUAUACCUCAAGAUGAGGUAUAAGAAUAUUCUGGAAACAAUAUUUGAUCCGGACAUGACUUGCACCUGGUCACUUAAACGUGAUUGUGGUUGUCACAAAUAAUAAACUAACUUAACUAAUCAAAUUAAUGUGCAUGCAUAAUAUUAAUAUUUAUUUAUUAAGUAAAUAUGUUAUACAGGGUGCCCCAGAGGGGACCAAAGCUGUUGAGAUGGCGUGUUGCUUGGGAAUUGAAUUGCCUUAGCACUUUGCUGAACCUAUAAGUGCAUAAAAGCUUGACAAAAGUAAAUUUUACGAAUAAAGAAACUGUUUAAGAAGUUGCUUUAAAUUCCAAAGAGCAGAUAAUCAUGAGCUUACAAAGAUAUUUUAAUUUCUUCAAUACUCAUAUUAUAUGCAUCAUGUCGAUCAUAUUUACGUAUCUUUGCGUUCAGUUGGUGCUGGGGCGUUCGGAUUCUGGCAGUGCGUUGUUUCAGUGGGGUUUUUUUUUUCGGACACCCUGUACUGUAUAUAAAAGGUUUAUGUUAGGAAAAGGAGGGGCACCAUGCAAUGGACUUUACGUCCAGUUUGUGCCUUGUCCGUUUGAGUACAGCUCUUAAUUGUAUGUUAGAUAAAUAAUUGUUGAAUUAAUUUGUACUCAAUAAAGUUUAACAAACAAACAAAACAAAACAAAGAAAAUAUACUGAGGUCUGGAGUUAUUUACCUUGGAAUUUCAGAUCAUAGUUUGAUCUUUGCCGUGCGGAAAUUCAAACUCCAAACAUUUAGUCAAACAAACUCCGUAAUUUUAAACAUUUCUCAGUUGAUGACUUUUGCAGUGACUAAGUUCCCUGGGAUAUGAUAUUUACUCUUUAUAAUCCUAACGCAUGUCGGAUACUAUGGAAAUCGUUUUUCGAUGAAAUCCUAAAUAAACAUGUACCACUUUGCAAUAAACGAGUUAGAUCUAUAGACAAUCUCGCUGGAUUACACCAGCCAUUAAACAAUUAAUGCGUAACAGAGAUUUUCACAAAAAAACCCAUAAAAUUCAAUUCUAGAUAUCAUUGGAGUAAAUAUCAGAAUUUACGGAAUAAAGUAAAUAUAGAAAUGAAAUUAGCAAAAUCCCAUUUCUAUCAAUGCGAAAUUCAAAAUUGUUCUAGAUCGAGUGACCUUAAAAAAACCUGGUCGCUGAUCAAUUGUAUCUCGCUACCUUCGCUACCUAUAUUACCUAUACCCCCUAUAUGUAUGUGUGUACUUGUAUUUCGCUACCUUCGCUACCCAUAUUACCUACGCCCCCUAUAUGUAUGUGUGUACUUGUAUCUCGCUACCUUCGCUACCUUCGCUACCCAUAUUACCUACAUCCCCUAUAUGUAUGUGUGUACUUGUAUCUCGCUACCUUCGCUAUCUUCGCUACCUUCGCUACCCAUAUUACCUACGCCCCCUAUAUGUAUGUGUGUACUUGUAUCUCGCUACCUUUGCUACCCAUAUUACCUACACCCCUUAUAUGUAUGUGUGUACUUGUAUCUCGCUACCUUUGCUACCUUCGCUACCCAUAUUACCUACACCCCUUAUAUGUAUGUGUGUACUUGUAUCUCGCUAUCUUUGCUACCUUCGCUACCCAUAUUACCUACACCCCUUAUAUGUAUGUGUGUACUUGUAUCUCGCUACCUUUGCUACCUUCGCUACCCAUAUUACCUACACCCCUUAUAUGUACGUCUGUACUUGUAUCUCGCUACCUUCGCUACCUUCGCUACCCAUAUUACCUACGCCCCUUAUAUGUAUGUGUGUACUUGUAUCUCGCUACCUUUGCUACCUUCGCUACCCAUAUUACCUACACCCCUUAUAUGUAUGUGUGUACUUGUAUCUCGCUACCUUCGCUAUACCCAUAUUACUUACACCCCUAUAUGUACAUGUUUAUUAUAUUAAUUUAACCGACACCCCUUUUAGUCUAAUUCCAACAAAGGGUCUGACUUUCUUUCAUUUAAAUAUUCAGGCUAUCACAAAUAAAUUGGACCAAGUUAAGCUUAUGAUUUCUGAAUCCAUAAGGCAUAGGAAGAAAAGCAACAUUAUAUUUUGUUUCUCUGAAACUCAUUUAAAUUCUAACUGGUCUGAUGACGAAUUGCAAAUUAGAGAGUUCAACUUCAUUAGGAAGGACCGAACUUAUGCCUCAGGUGGAGGUAUUCUGAUUUAUAUUCCAGAAACAAUUAAUUUUCAAUAUUGCAAUGAUUUCUCGUUACAAGAAAAUAAUUAUCCGCUUGAACUUAUUUGGUUGGAAUUUAAGCAUCCUAAUUCAAAACCCUUCCUGAUGGCCAUUAUGUAUCAACCGGGAAAUAAUACUCUCUGGAGAGAUAACUUAAACUAUGUAUUAGACAUGGCUGACAAUGAACACAAAGAGAUAAUGAUGUUAGGAGACUUAAACACAAAUUUUCAAGAUAAACAUUCUUAUCAACAACUUCAUGUUCUAACAUCUCAGUAUCAGCUUAAACAACUUAUUGAUGCAGUUACCAGGCCAAUAUCAGGUAAAACAAUUGACCUUAUCUUUACCUCUAAGGAAGAUAAUGUUAUUAAAUCAGGCUUGCUAGAUAUUGGGAUGAGUGACCAUUUGCCAAUUUUUAUCUCUAGAAAAAUUAAUUCCAGGAUCUCAAUUAAACAAGGUUUACAUACAACGAUUAGUUAUCGCAGGAAGAAAGAUUUUAUUGCAAGUGAUUUUGACAAUGACCUUGUUGAAGAAAUCCCGUUAAGCCUUUAUGAAAUCUUUGAUGAUCCAAACGAUCUAUUAGACUGUUGGUACUCUCACUUUAUGAAAAUUUUGGAUAGGCAUACACCUUUAAUAAAACGUAGAGUCAGAAAUAAUAAACUGCCGGGGUGGUUUAAUUCUGAAGUACGUUGCUUUAGCCGCAAAAGAGACUUUUUCUUAAAGCAAUUUCUAAAAACCAAAAACUCUGACACAUGGUGUACCUACAAAAAAUGGAGAAAUAGAACUGUUCAUAUUAUUAAAAAGUCAAAAGAGGACUACUAUAAGAACCUCCUGACUGAUAAUGUACAUAAUCCACGACAAUUAUGGAAAAUUCUAAAAGAUAUCUUGCCGACCAAUGACACUGUCUCCCAAAUAACACUUAACAUUAAUGGCAAGGAGAUCAGUGAUCCUAUCGAGGUUGGCGAUCUCUUUAAUGAAUACUUCUUCUCUAUUGCAGACAACUUUGAUAUCAGUUUACUAAACAACCCAAUUAAUACUCAUUUACCAAUUGCAACAAAUCAUAUUAAGUUUACAAUUCCACUGAUAACAAUCGAUGACAUACUAAAUCUUGCAGCCGAAUUAGACCAGAACAAGUCAACCAGUCUUGAUGGUAUUCCUGCCUACUUCAUUAAGUCCUCGAUUCAUUCCAUUGCACCCAUAAUACUUCGCAUUUGUAAUAUGAACAUUGAAAAUGGCGUCUUUCCCAACAUGUGCAGAAAGCUAGACUGAUUCCAAUCUAUAAAGCUGAAACACGUACUGAGAGAAACAAUUACAGGCCCAUUUCUAUAUUACCGAUUCUAUCUAAACUCCUCGAACGACAUGUUGCCAACUCAUAUGUAAAAUUCCCCACAGAAAAUGAUAUUCUAUCAAGUUGCCAGCAUGGUUUUCGAGCCCAUCACUCUUGUGAAUCUACUCUAAUAUUGAUCUGUGAACACCUUCUCGAUAACAUUGAGCAAGGUUUAAUUAAUGGUAUAGCUCUAAUUGACCUCUUCAAAGCGUUUGACUUGGUCGAUCAUAGAUUGCUACUGCAGAAAUUAGAACAAUAUGGCAUUACUCCAAUAGCUUUAAAAUGGUUUAAAUCGUAUCUAAAUGAUCGUUACCAAGUAGUACAAAUUGCAUCAUUCCUAUCCAACCCAGCUCUGAUAAAGCCUGGUGUGCCUCAAGGAUCUAUACUAGGACCAAUUCUCUUUCUUAUCUUUAUUAACGAUUUACCCAGUUACGUUGGAAGUUCUAAGCCUUUUUUAUUUGCCGAUGACUCUACACCAAUAUCCUCCGGAUCGGACCUUCACGAACUUAGUGUCUCUCCAAA